CUCCUGGGAAUUUAGUGUACUUUGUGAAGUUUGUUCACCUAGGAAAAAAAUCAAAAUAUUGCAUUUUUGAGCAAUUUUUACCAUUUUUUAGGUAUUUUUACACAGUCGUAUAGCAUAGAUUGAGACCAAGGAAGACACAGGUAUCGAAAUAUACCCAAAAGUGCUCUGUGAAAAGGUCACAAGUCAGGAAGUGAAAGUGAUCUCGAAAGUGAGGUUAAGUGUAUGUAUGUUUUCACUUUUCACGGAGGCUGAUUUUUUCUAUCAAAUUGCCCUUUUAUUUGCAAUUUACAACAAGACACGCAAUUGAAAUGGGCGGAGAUAGUAAACCAGAAAUUGCAAAGGACGCUAAGGAUGUUGAUCCUGAGAUGUCCACGAGGAAAUCUUUGAUUAUUCUUGCCACUAUCUUUAUUAGCAGUCUCGUGGCUAUGUUUUAUGUCUAUCUCAUGUUUCCUGAGCUUGAAGAUUCUGAAAAGGAGCAUCUGCGAAUCCCUUGGGAUAUCGAAGAUGCGAAGCUGUUAGGCCUGGUGCUAGAUCGCUACAAAGAUCGUUACUAUUUCGAAGUGAUGUUCGGAAUAAUCCUCACUUAUAUAUUUUUGCAGACAUUUGCCAUUCCAGGAUCCCUAUUUCUCUCAAUUCUCAGUGGAUUCCUAUUUAAUUUUCCCACCGCUCUCAUCCUGGUGUGCUUCUGCUCAGCCCUGGGGGCCACACUGUGUUACCUACUUUCGCAGCUUGCUGGUCGACGUCUCGUGAGACGCUUCUUACCCGAGAGAGCAGCCACCUGGUCCCGACAGAUUGAUAAGCAUCGAGAUAAUUUGCUAAGCUACAUGCUCUUCCUCCGAAUGACACCAUUCCUGCCCAAUUGGUUCAUCAAUUUAGUGGCACCGGUGAUAGGAGUGCCACUCUUCCCCUUCGCCUUUGGCACCUUCCUCGGAGUUGCUCCGCCUUCAGUAAUUGCCAUUCAGGCCGGGAAGACUCUUCACACUAUGACGAGCUCUAGUGAUGCAUUCUCCUGGACAUCCAUGGGUAUCCUGGCAGCAACAGCAAUUCUCUCCUUGGUUCCUGUUUUCCUCAAAAACAAACUCAAAGCGAAAAUUGAGUGAACUCUCCACAAAGAUCUCCCCUAAUUCCCCUCUCCCUCCCUUGAAUCCACACCAAAUGUAUUUUAGUCGAAUUGGCAAGAGAUGAACACGUGAGUUUGUCCCUUAACUAGAGAAAAAUAUAUAUAUUUUGAAUUUGUUGAUGUAUAAAUGUGCUUUGGAGUCGUG
This is a messenger RNA of Phlebotomus papatasi, 1265 nucleotides long. It is a transcript of the gene stas, whose product is annotated as transmembrane protein 41 homolog. NCBI's taxonomy places the organism in Eukaryota, Metazoa, Arthropoda, Insecta, Diptera, Psychodidae. Bases 309 to 1100 code for a protein of 263 amino acids. The record is from RefSeq and is a predicted model, not a curated record. The transcript has 4 exons. Gene Ontology annotation, cellular component: endoplasmic reticulum membrane.